AGUAAUAGCUUUCGCCAUUUACUAAGAUAAACAAUAUGGCUCUGCGACUCGUGGCCAAAAAUUGCAAUAGUCUGCUGCAGCAAAGUCGAAGCUGGCUCCCAGCAACUGCAACAUGGAGCCGCACAUUAGCCCAUUACCCCAUCAACGAUUUGAUGUUUGGCUUGAAUGAGGAUCAACAGAAGUUGAGAGAGGUGGCCUUCAAUUUCUUUCAAAAGGAGCUGGCACCUCAUGCCAAGGAGAUUGACAAGUUGGAUAGCUUCAAAAAUCUUCGUCCCUUCUGGCGAAAAUUGGGCGAAUUGGGUUUCCUUGGCAUAACUGCGGAGCCUGAAUAUGGAGGCACAGGUGGCACUUACUUGGAUCACUGCAUAAUAAUGGAGGAAAUUUCGAGAGCGGCUGGAGGCGUUGCCCUUUCUUAUGGCGCAAACUCCAAUCUGUGCAUCAAUCAGAUCACCAAGAAUGGCACACACGAACAGAAGGAGAAGUAUCUGCCCAAACUGUGCAGUGGUGAGCACAUGGGUGCCCUGGCUAUGUCGGAGCCUGGAGCCGGAUCUGAUGUCGUCUCAAUGAAACUGCGGGCGGAACGUAAAGGCGAUUACUACGUUCUGAAUGGUAGCAAGUUCUGGAUAACUAACGGAUCCGAUGCCGAGACUAUGGUCGUAUAUGCCAAGACAGGAGCGAGCGGAGUUCCAGAUAGACACGCAAUUACCGCCUUUAUAGUUGAGACGGGCUGGGAAGGAUUCAGCGUCGCUCAAAAGCUGGACAAACUGGGCAUGCGUGGCAGCAGUACCUGUGAGAUCGUCUUCCAGGACCUCAAAGUGCCCGCCAAGAAUAUACUAGGCAAGGAGAACAGAGGCGUCUACGUGCUGAUGUCGGGUCUUGAUUUUGAGCGUUUAGUUUUGGCUGCCGGCCCUGUAGGUCUCAUGCAGGCCGCCUGCGAUGUGGCCUUUGACUAUGCUCAUCAGCGCAAACAAAUGGGCAAAUUGAUUGGCGAGUUCCAGCUCAUUCAGGGCAAGAUGGCUGAUAUGUACACCAAUCUGAGUGCUUGUCGCAGUUACCUGUAUGCCGUGGCUAGAUCCUGUGAUGCGGGCGUUAAAAGCAGCAAGGAUUGCGCCGGUGUUAUCUUGUACUGCGCAGAGAAGGCAACGCAAUUAGCUUUGGAUGCAAUACAAAUCCUUGGCGGAAAUGGCUACAUCAAUGAGAAUCCAACUGGACGCAUUCUACGCGAUGCCAAACUAUAUGAAAUUGGUGCAGGCACUUCGGAGAUUAGGCGUUGGCUGAUUGGACGUCAACUUAACCAGGAAUACAAGUAAAAAGUGAUAUUUAUACAGUGAAAACAAUCUUAACCAGACAGACUAUUUGUUGCAUUUAUUUUGUGUAGGAACGGUAUUGUAAAAAUGUGAAUGUUUAUCUAUUUCUAACUAAAACUUAAAAACUCUGAAAAUGUUAUUAAAAUGUGUAUAAUAAAGUAAUUAUUACGAUUAUCGCAA
This is a messenger RNA of Drosophila grimshawi, 1487 nucleotides long. Its product is annotated as isovaleryl-CoA dehydrogenase, mitochondrial. The transcript has 3 exons. The record is from RefSeq and is a predicted model, not a curated record. Gene Ontology annotation, cellular component: mitochondrion. Gene Ontology annotation, molecular function: 3-methylbutanoyl-CoA dehydrogenase activity; flavin adenine dinucleotide binding. The coding region runs from base 36 to 1310 and encodes 424 amino acids. Lineage: Eukaryota; Metazoa; Arthropoda; Insecta; Diptera; Drosophilidae. Gene Ontology annotation, biological process: L-leucine catabolic process.